Molecule: messenger RNA, 1500 nt
Organism: Diaporthe citri
Lineage: Eukaryota; Fungi; Ascomycota; Sordariomycetes; Diaporthales; Diaporthaceae
Exons: 1
Coding region: 1-1500 (499 amino acids)
Biological process (GO): pectin catabolic process; L-arabinose metabolic process; arabinan metabolic process
Molecular function (GO): alpha-L-arabinofuranosidase activity
Source: RefSeq, a predicted model, not a curated record
AUGUUCUCACGGUCAAGCCUCGCCGCCCUGGGCCUUGCUGCCAUGGGCUCCCUCGUCUCGGCCGGGCCCUGCGACAUCUACUCGUCCGGCGGCACGCCCUGCGUCGCUGCUCACAGCACGACUCGCGCCCUGUACAGCUCCUAUUCAGGCUCGCUCUACCAGGUGCGCCGCGGAUCCGACAGCGCCACGACCAACAUUACGCCGCUGUCCGCCGGCGGCGUUGCCAAUGCCGCCGCCCAGGAUUCCUUCUGCGCCGGCACGACCUGCCUGAUCACCAUCAUCUACGACCAGUCCGGCCGUGGGAACCAUCUUACCCAGGCUCCGCCCGGCGGUUUCAAAGGCCCGGAGGCGAACGGCUAUGACAACCUGGCCAGCGCCAUUGGCGCCCCGGUCACGCUGAACGGCCAGAAGGCGUACGGCGUCUUCAUCUCGCCUGGCACGGGCUACCGCAACAACGCUGUGAGCGGCACUGCUACAGGUGAUGCGCCGGAGGGCAUGUACGCUGUCCUCGACGGAACCCACUACAACAAUGGCUGCUGCUUCGACUACGGAAACGCAGAGACGAGCAGCACCGACACCGGUAACGGCCAUAUGGAUGCCAUCUACUACGGUACCUGCACCAUCUGGGGCACCGGAGCCGGCAGCGGCCCCUGGCUCAUGGCCGAUCUCGAGAACGGCCUCUUCUCCGGCAAGAGCGCUGGCCAGAACACAGCUGACCCGACCAUCACCAACCGCUUCUUCACCGCGGUCGUCAAGGGCCAGCCGGCCAACUGGGCGCUCCGUGGAGGCAACGCCGCAUCCGGCUCGCUGUCGACGUACUACAACGGCGCGCGCCCGUCUGGGUACAACCCGAUGAAGAAGGAGGGGGCCAUCAUCCUCGGUAUUGGAGGCGACAACAGCAUCAGCGCGCAGGGCACCUUCUACGAGGGCGUCAUGACGUCCGGCUUCCCGUCCGACGCCAUCGAGAACUCGGUGCAGGCCAACAUCGUCGCGGCCAAGUACGCCACGACGUCGCUCAACAGCGGCACGGGCUUCACCGUCGGCAACUCCAUCUCCCUGCAGGCCACCACCGCGGGCUACACGGACCGGUACAUUGCGCACACGGGGUCCGCCGUCAACACGCAGGUCGUCAGCUCGUCGAGCGCCGCCGCCCUCAAGCAGCAGGCGAGCUGGACGGUGCGGGCCGGGCUGGGCAACAGCGCGUGCUACUCGUUCGAGUCGAGGGACACGGCGGGCAGCUACCUGCGGCACUACAACUUCGAGCUGCAGGUCGGCGCCAGCGACGGCAGCAAGCAGUUCAAGGAGGACGCCACCUUCUGCACGCAGGCCGGCCUCAGCGGCAAGGGCAGCUCCAUCCGCGCCUGGGGGUACCCCACCCGCUACAUCCGCCACUACAACAACCAGGGCUACGCCGCGAGCAACGGCGGCGUCCACACGUUCGACGCCGCCUCGUCGUUCAACAACGAUGUGAGCUUUGUGGUCGCUACUGGCUUUGCGUGA